This is a messenger RNA of Siniperca chuatsi (mandarin fish), 8843 nucleotides long. RefSeq names its product cartilage oligomeric matrix protein. Gene Ontology annotation, biological process: cell adhesion. Lineage: Eukaryota; Metazoa; Chordata; Actinopteri; Centrarchiformes; Sinipercidae. The record is from RefSeq and is a predicted model, not a curated record. Gene Ontology annotation, molecular function: calcium ion binding. The transcript is spliced from 19 exons. Gene Ontology annotation, cellular component: extracellular region. The coding region runs from base 148 to 2394 and encodes 748 amino acids.
GAGGGGGGUAUAAAAACCAAAGCAAGGGAAGAAAAGACUGCUGGAACCAGGUUUGCACGAGGAGCGCUGAGUCUGAGCUGAAGGCAGAAGAGAGAAGAGCCGCCGCCACUGUACCUGAACAGUAGCAUCUGUAGCACAGGUUAAACCAUGCUGUGGUUUCUGGUGGUGACCUGUGCGCUCUGCACGGGAGGACAUGUUGCAGCAGGACAGAGAGAUGGAGAAAUUAUCAGUCAGAUUAAAAUGACGAACCUUGCACUGGCUGAAAUUAAAGAGCUUCUGACACAACAGAUAAAAGAGAUAGUAUUCCUGAAGAACACAGUGAUGGAGUGUGAAGCCUGUGGGAUGGGAGGAAUGCAGCCUCGUCCAUCCUGUGUGCCCAAUCCCUGCUACACAGGGGUGAAGUGUAAGGAGACACCUCAGGGUAUUAAGUGUGGACCCUGUCCUGAAGGCAUGGAGGGCAAUGGUACCCACUGCACUGAUGUGGACGAGUGUACUGUGAUGCCGUGUCACAUGGGUGUGCGCUGCAUAAACACCUCCCCGGGUUUCCGCUGUGGUACCUGUCCUGCUGGAUACACCGGCCCCCAAGUCCAGGGCGUCGGCCUCGCCUACGCCACUGCCAACAAACAGGUGUGCAAAGACAUCAAUGAGUGUGAAAGCUCCAACAAUGGAGGCUGUGUGGUGAACUCUGUCUGCAUGAACAGCCCUGGCUCGUUCAGGUGUGGUCCCUGUAAGACAGGCUACGUUGGGGAUCAGAGACGUGGCUGUAAGCCGGAGAGAGCCUGUGGGAAUGGCCAACCCAACCCCUGCCACGCCAGCGCUGAGUGCACCAUCCAUCGAGAGGGUACAAUCGAGUGUCAGUGUGGAGUCGGAUGGGCUGGCAACGGCUACCUCUGUGGGUCUGACAUUGACAUCGAUGGUUUCCCCGAUGAGAAACUAGACUGUCCUGAGAGGAACUGUAACAAGGAUAAUUGUCUCACUGUGCCCAACUCUGGCCAAGAAGAUGCUGACGGUGAUGGAAUUGGAGACGCUUGUGAUGAGGAUGCAGAUGGUGACGGGAUCCCCAACACACAGGAUAACUGCGUGUUGGUGCCUAAUGUGGACCAGAGGAACAUUGAUGAGGACGACUUUGGUGAUGCCUGCGACAACUGCCGCGCUGUCAAAAACAACGACCAAAAAGACACAGAUGUGGACAAAUUUGGUGAUGAAUGUGAUGAAGACAUUGAUGGUGAUGGAAUCCCCAAUUACCUGGAUAACUGCAAAAGGGUUCCCAACGCUGACCAGAUAGAUCGUGAUGGCGACAAAGUGGGAGACGCCUGCGACAGCUGUCCUUAUGUUCCAAACCCUGACCAGAUGGACGUGGACAACGACUUGAUUGGAGACCCCUGUGACACCAACAAGGACAGUGAUGGUGACGGCCACCAAGACUCUCGGGACAACUGUCCAGCCGUCAUCAACAGCUCCCAGUUGGACACCGACAAGGACGGCCUGGGAGACGAGUGCGAUGACGAUGAUGAUAAUGACGGCAUCCCAGACCUGCUGCCACCUGGUCCUGAUAACUGCCGUCUGAUCCCCAACCCUCUGCAGGAGGACUCUAAUGGCGAUGGUGUGGGUAAUGUAUGCGAGAGGGAUUUCGACAACGACACUAUCAACGACCCCAUCGAUGUUUGUCCAGAAAAUGCUGAGGUCACCAUCACAGACUUCAGGGAGUACCAGACCGUCGUUCUAGAUCCGGAGGGAGAUGCACAGAUCGACCCCAACUGGGUGGUGCUGAACCAGGGAAGAGAGAUUGUCCAGACUAUGAACAGUGAUCCUGGCUUGGCUGUUGGUUACACUGCUUUCAGUGGCGUGGAUUUUGAAGGGACGUUUCAUGUAAACACAGUAACGGAUGAUGACUACGCAGGAUUUAUCUUCGGGUACCAGGACAGCUCCAGUUUCUACGUGGUGAUGUGGAAGCAGGUGGAACAGAUCUACUGGCAGGCAAAUCCGUUCAGAGCCGUGGCAGAACCAGGCAUCCAACUGAAGGCUGUCAAGUCCACCACGGGUCCAGGUGAAAACCUGAGGAACGCCCUGUGGCACACCGGCGACACGAGUGACCAGGUCAAACUCCUGUGGAAAGAUGCUCGCAAUGUUGGCUGGAAGGACAAGACUUCGUACCGCUGGUUCCUCCAACACCGACCUGCUGACGGAUACAUCAGAGUUCGUUUCUACGAGGGUCCUCAGAUGGUGGCGGACACAGGCAUCAUCAUAGACGCCACAAUGAGAGGAGGUCGACUAGGAGUCUUCUGCUUCUCGCAGGAGAACAUCAUCUGGGCCAACCUGCGUUAUCGCUGCAACGACACUCUUCCUGAGGACUUUGACUCCUACAGAGCCCAGCAGGUCCAGCUGGCGGUCUGAUGACAACAAACGAGCACCAGGGAAUUCUGGGAAGACUUUCAAAAGCUGGAGCUGGGAUCAGAAAUAAAAUCAGCACUUUGCAAACAUUUCUAAAAAGUCAACCCCACAUGUUUGAAAUCUCCUCAGUUUUAUCAUAAAACCUGAUCGGCUACGCUUUAAACUCCUGACAGAAGAGGAUACACAGCAGUAAAAACGUAUAUAAUAAUAAUAACACAAAUUGUUUACAUUGUUUAGUUGUUACCGAACAGAAAUUUCUGUCAUAAUUAUAAAAUAAAAAAUAAUCAUUUAUAUUUUGAAAGAUGAAGAUUUAACUGUAACUAAUAAUAAUGUGGAAUAAAUGUGGAUUUUGGUAAAUGUUGUGCAGUAUUUGGAUGAAUUUUAACUCUGCUAAGUAUGAUGUACCCAUUUACUAGGGCUGCACAGCUGAUUUUGCAUAUUCAAAAAAUACUGAUUCUAGUCUUUGAACAAUAAUAAUAGAAUAUUAGCUUAUCGGCAAUGAUGAAGUAUUUAAUUUGAGAGGUGGUUUUAAAUUGUAAACAUGUCGGAUGCAUCGAGUCUAGAGAAAUCUUCUAAACCUAAAAUUGACUGGGAAUAAUAUAUUUUUGCUUCAUAAAAUUUCCAGAAAAGUGCUCUAUAAAUUAAAUGCAUUAAUGGUGAGGUCCUAUCAUAUAAUAGUGACCCUGCAAAAAGGUCAAACAUUUGAUUUUAAGUAACAGACGUGACUUUUUUCAAACUCAAAAGCUUUUAGUGGAAAUCAACAUUCUGAACAUUUCACAAGCAUGCACAUAUCCAAAAUAAUCUUUUAAAUUUUGCAUUUGGAAAUACAGAUUACAAAAUAGAAACAAUAGCAAAGACAAUAUACAACAGGAUUGAAAUACCAUGCAUGUCCACAGCAACAUGCUGUGAUGCUGUAAAAUGACAUCGGACAGUUUUUUAAUCGGCAUAUUCUGCAAAUCAAGACUAUGUGCAGAGAAAAAUCUGUCUUCCACAUUCAAUUUAAUUGACAUUUUUCUUUCAUCUUAUAAACAAAUGGUCACAUAAGGAGAAUCACAUGGCAACAAAUAAAUAGCUACAGAUCUUUUACUACGACUUACAGGACAACAGUGAUAUAAUGCUAUUCUCACUAUAAGCUUUACGUGGAACUUAAACUGUUUUUCCAGAGAGAGCUGUAGAGUCAUUUAGAAAGCCCAGGGUUAUUAAAGGGAGAUUUUAUUCAGACCUAAAACACUCUGGGAACAAGUAGUAAAGACUGAACAGCAACUCUUUCCUUUCAUCCUGGGCCUUAAGAAACGGCUUAAACACAGGAGUCCUGUUUCAGCUUCACUCGUCUGCUUAUUCAGUUUGGGACAAGAUUUAGCUUCACUGCUUUUUGACACAACAUAAACACAGGCUGUGCUAACAAGUACUGCACAUAAGUGGUGUCUCAGACUAAAACAAGCAGAUGAGUCAAAACAAAAUAGUUUACAACACGUAGAAAAUGUACUUUGAGGUGAUUUUUUUUCAUCGUAUCUGUUUGGAAAAUUGACUUCUAGCUUCCGUUCCUUAGCCUGACAGGUUUGCUUUCCAUAUUUCAGUGUUUAGCCUCAGACUCAGCAAAUGUCUCAAAAUGCAAAUUCAUGUUCUACACGUGAGAAGUAAAUGUUUCCCCACCAAGACAGGAUCAGGAAAAGACAUAUAACCUCAACUCUGCAGAACAAAGUUGACUUUUUUACCCUAAUAACUGCCUUUUUUUAUUUCUACAUUUUAAUCAAAGGUGUAUUAGCUGCCUAACUUGAACUCAAAUCUUUACCAGUCUAAGUGUUGCUGUUAGCUAACUUUGUUAGCAAACCUGUGACAGUUGAAAGCAUCUAAUACCUUUGUCACAUAUGUUGUCAUAUGGUGCAGGUGCAGACCAGUGUGAGCUUCUACAUGUCUAAUAACUCUUCUCCAGUACAACAUGCAACAUCUAACAAAUGUUUUUUACUAUUUUGCCUGCAGGUAGAUGUUUUCAGCAGCCGCAAACAUUUGGUAGAUAAAACAUGCAGUACUGGAGAAGAGUUGUUUGACACGUUUUAAUUUGGAUGGAAUCACAUUCUUCAUGUCCAAAACAUGUAACCUGCAUUUUAGAGUUCCAGCCAAUUUCAUGAGACUGUGUUGCAGCACCGUACAGUACUCUGUAUUAUUGAGGUUGCAACUAACUACUAAAGCCAAACUAGUGUCACUGCAAGAAUCGUGACUCGCUCAAGCUGGAUUCAUGUGGGGGGAAAAUGACCACCUAAGAAAUACAUUCGGAGUGCCGUUCCUUUCCAACACGAGAGCACAAGCUGCACUGGAGUAAGCCCUGUAUUGUUUUGCAUCCCCUAAAAUCUUCACUGAUAAAAAACAAGACAAGCCAAAAUAUAGUUUACAAAGGAAAAUAGAGAAUUCAUCUUUUCUUUGACAUGAAAAUAUCUCCAAAGUAUACAUCUGGAGUGAAACAGUCAGCAUUCACAUUGGGCAGAACAGUCCCUGCUCAAAAGCCAGGAAGUCACAAAUAAAGUGCAAAGAAACUAGUGGACUAAACAUUGCACAAAAACAGAAAAACAACACCAACAAAAAAAACCCAAACAGAAUUACACCAGUCCAAAACCUGACAUGAUAGGCAGCAACAGCAUAAAAUAAUCACAUCUGAUGCCUUAAAGCACACUUGAGCAUAGCUAGAUCAAACUCCUGUACAUAACAUGGGAUAAGAAUCAGCUCAAUGUGUCUAUCACGUCAUGCAGUUGACUGCGUAAUGCAGAAGCUUCAGAAGAUUCAAGUCCACAUAUGCAAACGAUCAAUGCACGUGCCAAUCUGCAAUCUUUGCAAGACAGAACCUGCUUCCAUUUCUCAAGAAAAGCCAAAAGGCUGUGCUGAAGGAGAGGAGGGGCCGGGUCUUUAUGUACGAGAAUCGACUGUUUACACUUGUGCGCGGUGAGAUGCUACAGUAGGAAGAGAAAGAGAGAGCGGAACAAGCAACAGUCUGAUUCCUCAGAGAAGAAAAAGUGGACGACUGAAGAGCAGAGAGAGAAGAGUCUGGUCCGACUGUGACGGGACCAAAACCUCCAAAACAUCAGGUCAUUUGGCUAAAACUGGGACGCUGCCACAGAAAAUACAUUCUCUUAUCAUUCGUGAAGUAGCAUUAUACAGAGAUGGAGGUAACAUAGUCUCUUAACAGGAAACUGAGUUAACUGUUGCACAGGAGAAACCAAUACAUGCAUCCCUUUAGACUUUGUGAUAGCUUUAUGUUACACAAAUCAAACCUGCGGAGAUAUAGAAGGCCUUCAUUUAGAGGUUUUGACUGUCAGUUUAGUCAUGCAUUUUGUUUCAGCUAUAUUGUAUAUGUACAAGGUCAGUGUGAAGGACUAGUAUUCAGCAGGAUGACAGGAAGGAAGUGACAGGAAAGCUCAAAAUCACUGGCAUUAUUAGUAAUGCAGCAGUGAAGUUUGGCUCAAACAACGCUUAUUUCUUUAAGGAAUAAAAAUACAUUUGUUUCAGUGACUUAAAGGAAAAAUCCAACUUAAGAUAAAUAAAAAUUGGUAAAGUGUCGUGCAUUUCUGGACCUUUUUCAGUAGUUUAUUUUUCUUCCUCCUACGUGUAACUGGACACUGAACAUCGUCCGGACGUAUCAAGCAACUACAGUAAAAUGUUUCACUGAUCUAAAACAUCAACAGUAAGUCAGGUUUGGAGUCAUUCCUUCAGGAUUAGAGAAAAAGGGUUUCUUUCUAGACAACAGUCACACAGGAAGAGAUGUGUUAAGGUGGAGAGGAAUUCUAGAAAAAUUUAAUAAAUUACCAACAGAAGUAGUAGUAGACAUGGCAAGGUGAGAGGUUCACCAAAAAAAAGGAAGAAACAAACAAAUGUUACUUAAUAUUAAAGUAAAGCUGAAUUUAUGCUUUUCCGUUGACAUGAAAUAAAUUUAUAGCUCAGCUUAUGAUUUCACUCAUUGAUUGUCAUAGCACCACUUCAACACUGGAUGGACGUCCUGCACUCAUUAUAUACUCAAACUAGCUGAGUUCACAUUUUUCCUUCAUUUUAAACUUAAUAUUAAAUUACAAAUUUGUCCAUCGACUGAAAAGGAGGCAGUAACUGAUCUGGGCAUUCAUUGUUUAGUCAAAAAAAUAAAUAAAUCGACAUUUUUUCCCCCAUUCAUUUUGUACAAGAAUAAGGAGCCCACGAAUUCCUGAAAGAAAGAUAAUAAUUUAGAUAAAAUAAAAAAGAAUAAUAAUGGCUGUGAGGACUGUGAUGUGUACUGUAAAUGGCCUUGCUCGAUCACAAUAUAUAUUUGUCUAGUGUUAUUGAAAAGGAGAAUAUUAGAGCCUUUUAUUCAAAUUAAUCAAUGCUGUUUUCACUAUUACUGAUCUCUACCAGCAUCAGUAACAUGUAGGAGAAAACAACCUAAGCUGACCACUAACAGUUCUUACAAGCCUCAGCCUCCAUUACAACACCAUUUCGGGAGAAUAAAUCCAGCUUAACUUCUAUAAAUGUGUUAAACAAUAAAACAUCAGAGGUGGAUUUUUCCUUUAAGGGACAUUUUUUGUCUCAUUUGCAUAGGAAUCACAGACCUGUUGAAGGCAAAACAAAACCUUUGAUGGAGGAUUACAGCAGACAAACACUGAACUGAAACAAAUUGUACAACUUUAGAGGUGUGCAGUAAACCAAACGUGAUUCCUUUUUUUGGGGGGUGGGGGGUGGGGUGUGUUAGAAAACCUUCCCAACAGCGCUUUAGGUGAGUAAAUGAUUAGCACGUCUGUACGUGAACAUUACAAUAUACCAAACAUGAUCCCCACAGCCGUACACACACCUCUCAGGGAAACUCUGACAAAAAGCCAACGCAAUUUGAUGACAAUUUGUUCUACACAUUUUGGCAAAAGAGAUCGCGUCAUGGAUGUAGUCAGAGAUGAUAUCAAAAUGUACAUUUUCAGAUGAAACUUGUGUAAACAUUUUUCGGAUGAAAAAGACAUCGUAAACGAUUUUAAACUUUACUACAUCCCUGAUUUUUUUUCCCACAAUUUUUGUUGUAAUACUGAAUGGAACGGGGCCGAUCUUGUCAAACAAUUGCAUACACAUAAUACUAAAUAUAUACACUCAUAUUCUUUCUUAAACAGAACCUUUAUGUACUUCAUCCAGUUUACUAAAUGGAGUAAAACAGACAUUUACUCCUCAUAGUCAUAAACUCUGAAAUCUCAAGUAUUAUGAAAACAACCAUUUGGUGGCUUGUUAAAAUAUCCUACAAUUGCCCAUUAAAUUCCCUUUACUUUGUAAGAUACUUUUGCUAUUGAUGACCUCUGCAGCAAAAGUCAUUAACGUUUUUGUUAGAGCUUCCCUGUCAAGGAGCAAAAAGCCUCCCCAUAAUUGCACUCCUAAAAUACUUCAAACCCAUCAUUUGAUUUUUUUGUUUUGUUUCGUUUUUAGCCCCACUUUAAAAAAACAGUUGGCUAUAAACUGUACCGAUACAAAAUACAGUACAUUGAUUUGUCAAACCUUACACAACAUAACCACAAAUAUCACUGACCAAAAGUUGAGUUCCUCUCAAAUACAAGAAAAUGUUACAAUAAGUUACGAAAAUACGUUGUCACAUUAGACACUUAAGUAUAACAGUAGAAUACUCAUGUAAGGCAAAAUCAGGUGAUUUCACAGUGACGACUUAAAAAGAUUUAAGAUUUUAGCGUUUAAAAACAGACAGCUUCCGUCACUGAAAAGAAGUUCAGUCUGGAUAUAUUAUUGGCUUUUCACUGGCAGAAAAUUAAUUUGGACAUGUUUUUCUUGCUUUCUAGUUUAAUAGAAAUACCUGAUGAUUUUCUCAGAAAAAGGUAAUUCAAGUGGCGUAAAACCAACCCAUUUCUGGAGCACGCAGCAUUUUCUGGAGCUGUGCUAAAAACUAUAUUUUGAUUUGACCGUUGGGCUGCAGCAUGGCAACGUCUACCACGUCCUACGUCAGAGAAUGGCACAUCGAACACCAAAGAGCAACUAUGGGGAGGUUUUGCACUCCUUCAUUAACCAAGUAGCUUAACAAACACAUAUAUAAAUAUGUUAGUAAUUAAUAAAUAGACACAAAUUACAUCAGUGCAAUAUUACACUAUGCCGACAGAGAGCAUUUUGGCAUCAAAUUUAAAUUAUGAAAUGGAAUAUAAAAUCUUUAACCAAAUAAAUAAAUAGAACAUAUAAAUACAUAAAAAAAAUCAAAACAUACAGUACAUGAUGAAAAUAACAUUUGGUUGUCAAAAAUAAAGCUUCGAGUGUGAAAUAGAAAGCCGUUACGGCAUGAUGGGAAAACCGAUUCAUUUGAUUGCAGGGUACAAGCAAACCGGCUGUGGUAUAUUUUUCUUUUGUUUUUCUUAACACAGCUGGUUUAACAGGUACGGUUUAGCCCAAUGUCCUAGCAGCUUCCUGCUACGAGCAAAUAUCAACAAAACAAGUAUUAAAGUAGAUAUUAAAAUAAUAAAAAAAAA